Aspergillus versicolor CBS 583.65 is the source of this 948-nucleotide messenger RNA. RefSeq names its product elongation of very long chain fatty acids protein. Gene Ontology annotation, molecular function: fatty acid elongase activity. Gene Ontology annotation, biological process: fatty acid elongation, saturated fatty acid; fatty acid elongation, polyunsaturated fatty acid; sphingolipid biosynthetic process. NCBI's taxonomy places the organism in Eukaryota, Fungi, Ascomycota, Eurotiomycetes, Eurotiales, Aspergillaceae. Gene Ontology annotation, cellular component: endoplasmic reticulum membrane. The record is from RefSeq and is a predicted model, not a curated record. Bases 1 to 948 code for a protein of 315 amino acids. The transcript is spliced from 2 exons.
AUGGCGAUUACACUCGACCGCCCCUUUGGCGUCCAUCUCUGGCCACACUUCAGCAAGGGCUUCACGGCGCUUACUGGCAAGUCGACGUCCGAUUUCGAGCUCGUCCCUGGAGUGACUCCUAUGACUACACUACAGGGCACUGCAGCGUCGCUUCUGAGCUACUAUAUCGUGGUCCUUGGAGGGCGACAGCUCAUGAAGAACAGGGCUGCCUUUAAACUGCAGACCGCAUUCAUCAUCCACAACUUCAUCCUGACCGCAAUCAGCGGCGUGCUCCUCGCCCUCUUCGUCGAGCAAAUCCUCCCAACACUCUUCCAGGAUGGAGUCCUUGUCGCGAUUUGUGAUGCGCGAGGCGGCUGGACCGACGAGCUCGUUUUGCUAUACUACGUACGUCCUCCAUCACCAACCACACGAGCUACACUAACAAGGCAGCUCAACUACCUAACAAAAUACCUGGAACUAGCAGACACAGUCUUCCUAGUCCUCAAGAAGAAACCGCUGACCUUCCUGCACACAUACCACCACGGCGCAACCGCCCUGCUCUGCUACGUGGAGCUAGUCGGCCGCACCUCCGUCAGCUGGGUGCCCAUCACACUCAACCUGACCGUCCACGUCGUGAUGUACUGGUACUACUUCCAGAGCGCGCGCGGGAUCCGCAUCUGGUGGAAGCGCUACAUUACGAUUCUCCAGAUCGCGCAGUUCGUGAUCGACAUCGGAUUCAUCUACUUCGCGUCGUACACGUACUUCGCAUCGACGUACUUUCCCUGGGCGCCGAAUGCAGGAAACUGCAUGGGCGAGGAGUACGCGGCUGGAUUCGGGGUGUUCAUUAUCAGCUCGUAUCUGCUGCUGUUUAUCUCCUUCUACCUGACGACGUAUAAGACGCAGGCGCCGAGGCUGUAUAGCCAGGCCUCGAGGGCGCUGGGGAAGAAGGACAAGGAGAAGGGCCUGUGA